Messenger RNA from Micropterus dolomieu (smallmouth bass), 1917 nucleotides. Its product is annotated as sulfated surface glycoprotein 185-like. The transcript is spliced from 2 exons. The record is from RefSeq and is a predicted model, not a curated record. Lineage: Eukaryota; Metazoa; Chordata; Actinopteri; Centrarchiformes; Centrarchidae. Bases 202 to 1053 code for a protein of 283 amino acids.
UCCUGACCUGGUGCCACAGCUUAACUCAAGCCUCUGUGAUCCUGCAAAAUCUCUGUUUCCCUGUUUUCCCAGUGAUUAACCCUGCCUGUCUGUCUGCCUGCCUGCCUUUCCACAGGUUCACUCACCUCCGUCCUCUGUCGUGUCAGCUGGGCUUGCCUACCUGCCCUCUCCUCUUGGGCUUCCUCCACGGUGUCAACGACUAUGAGCGGGAGGCUUUUGGAUCAGUGGCUCAAGAGAGAGUCGCUGCCAAGCCAUGGCUGGGGGACUCUCUACCGCCAUGGGCUCAUAGCUUCCUCCACAAUUCUGCUCCUCGGCGAGACAACGGCAUUUCGCUGUCCAGCCUUAGGCUCAUUCCCGCUCCUAUAUGUUCUCCUGAUCCCUGGCCUGCAAGCGCUCCAGCGGCUAGACCCCUGCCUGUCCUGCCUGCUCCCCGGCCCGCUAGAGCCGCUAGCCCCCCAGCUUGUCCCUCCUGAUCCCCGGCCCGCUUGUGCCGCUAGCCCCCAGCUUUUCCCUCCAGCUCCUUGGCCCGCUAGCGCCGCUAGCCCCCGGCCUGAUCCUCGGCCUGCUAGCGCCGCUAGCCCCCCACCUGUCCCUCCCGAUCCUCGACCGGCUAGCACUGCUAGCCUUCAGCCAGCCCUGCCCGAUCCUCGCCCUGCCAGCCGCCCACCUGAUUCCUGGCCUGCUAGCCAGCAUGCUUCCAGUCUAUUUCCCGGCCUACUAGGGCUUCAGCGGCUAGCCACCUCCCCAUUCUGCCUGCCCCAACACUUGACUCCCCUGGGCAGAGAGAUUCACCUGCUGAUCAGCCUGUCUCCUGGCCGGCAAACAACUUUGACCAUCAAUAUCUGUUUGAGGGGACUCGCCUGGCUAUCUUCCCAGGGUUCCGUGGUGGUCAUUGGAGACGUGGCCAUAACGGUUCCCGUCAACAUCAUCCAGCCCUUUGUCCAAAGCCUCCACAUUCCAGCCCAACUACACCCCAGUUGGCCAACCCGCAAGAGACCGUUUUGCCUGGUACCCCUGGGGUGGUUCCGGUUUUGGCCGACUACCCGUUGGUGAUUUGACCUGUAUCAGUUCCUCCGGUGGUCCAGCCAACCUCGGCUCCUCGUGCCCAGUAGGUGGAUCGACCAGUAUCAACUCCUCCGGUAAUACAGCAUGUUCCUCGUGCCAAGUCCGUAGUCCAGACCACGCCACUUCCUUGUUCCUUGUCCACGAUCGUUAGCCCAGUAGCCCAGUCUCUGGUUCCCCGUUGUGCUGCUUCCCUGCCGGCGUCAAGUCCAGCUCAGCCUCCAGAAGGGCUUUGCUGCAGGCCUCCUGCCCGACCUCCGGAGAGACGCUGCCUUUGCUGCCAGCCUCCAGGGAAGUUCCACCUUCACCACCGGCCUCCUGUCCAACCUCUGGAGAGCUCUCAUCGCUGUUGGUCUUCAGUUCAGCCUCCAGAGGGUCUCCACCUUCACUGUCGGCCCCUAGCCUGACCUCCGGAGAGGUUACGUCUUCCUCGCCGGCCCUAGGGCUUCCGGUCCUCUCUGUUGACCCUCUGUUCAGCCGCCUGGCUCUCAGCCUCCUGGCCUGUUGUGGUAGCAGCCUGGCUAAUUGUUCACUCACCUCCGUCCUCCGUGUCGGCUGGGCUCACCUACCUGCCUUCUCCUCUCGGGCUGCUUGCCUCGCAGUCAGCCUGCCACCACACUCCUCCACCGACCCCCACCCACCUGGUCAGUUCUCCCGUGCCUCCUCUGUCUGUCUACCACGGCAUCCACCUCUCUAUCACUUCCACCCUCCCUUUUUUUUCCUUUACAAAACCUGUUUUAUCCUGAGUGUUGCGUUUGUGUCUGUUCUGUCCUGACUCACUACAUGCUGGCCAGCAGGAUCAAACCACUACUCUUAAUAACUGGCCUACCAGACACCACUGCCCCAUGAUGGGAA